Molecule: messenger RNA, 562 nt
Organism: Neolamprologus brichardi
Lineage: Eukaryota; Metazoa; Chordata; Actinopteri; Cichliformes; Cichlidae
Source: RefSeq, a predicted model, not a curated record
CUCUUUUCUCUGCAGACGCGGACUAAGCUGCUGCUGGAUGAUGGCGUUAGCGGGGCUACUGGUGCUGGAGUGGGGUCUCUACAUCAGCUGCUUUAUCUGCGGGAUUGUUACCGCAGCGUCUGUCACCAUCGUCCAGGGUAAUUUCGGAGGUCACUGUAUGCUGUACGGAGCGGUCAGCUACAAUGCCACGUCCAAGCUCAUCGGAGUCCAGUCGUCCACAUCCUCCUCUUUGUGUUACUUUGUGUCGGCCAUAUCAAUCAUGGUGGCAGUGGUGUGUUUCUCUCUGUCUGUGUACUGGGUGUACACUUUCUGCAGCGAAGGGGAACUCAAAAGGGAGAAUGUGUGGAUGAACGUGAUUAUUGCCAUCUCCGGCGUUUUCCUGUUCUUCCUGCUCGUCACGGGCUGCAUGUUGAAGAUCGGGCGCGACACGCUCUGCUCGUCUGUCACGAAUAUCGUCCCCAACACUACCAGUUGUGAAAAAGCCCAGUCUGAAAAAUGGGCCAGCCCACUUGAUGGAGAGAGGUUCUACAGCAGUCUACAUAAAGCUGAGAUGUACUUUUGA